This is a messenger RNA of Oncorhynchus mykiss (rainbow trout), 923 nucleotides long. RefSeq lists its product as uncharacterized. The record is from RefSeq and is a predicted model, not a curated record. NCBI's taxonomy places the organism in Eukaryota, Metazoa, Chordata, Actinopteri, Salmoniformes, Salmonidae. Gene Ontology annotation, molecular function: DNA-binding transcription factor activity, RNA polymerase II-specific; RNA polymerase II cis-regulatory region sequence-specific DNA binding. Gene Ontology annotation, biological process: regulation of transcription by RNA polymerase II.
UGCUGAGUGGACUAAAGAUGGGGGAGCAAGGUGAUUGGCUGGAGGCUAACAGUGGAGACUGGGUGGCCAUCUUGGAUUCUCAGACCCAGACGGAUACAGCCAAGGGCCCAGGGAACGACAUCAACAAGCCGGCCUGGACCAGAGGCGACAUAGUGGCGGCCAGUGGAUUGGACAGCAUCCUCAACUCUGGGCUGGGGAACAACAGUGUUCAACACAACCAGAAACCGACAGUUGAACACAAAACAUCCAAACUUAGUCUCCAUGACAACAGACUGGCUGACACCAGGGCGAGGCAUAGAUUUGGUCCGCGGGUACAGGGAGGUGUCCGUAUGAGAACAGACAUAGACUUGGCUAGCUAUUCUCCGUCCUGCUCCUAUAGUUGUGAUUCAGAAAGACAAAUGGCACCUCAGGUUAACCACCUAACAGGUGCUGCCUUCAGCCUGCGUUCUAUAGGAUCUAUCAACUGGAACAUGGACCCUGCGACAACACAGACACUCCCUGGCCUUUGUCCUCCUCACACUCUCCUGUUAAACCAGACCUCAGACAAUGCCAGUGCCUCAACACUAAAUGGCAACACAAGCCCAUUGACAAAUGACAGUAGUAGUAAUGCUAUCAGUAGAUCCAGUGGCAAAGAGAAGCGCUUCCCGUGUUCGUUCUGUGGGAAAGCCUUCAGUUUCCCCAAACAGAUGGAGAUCCACCAGAGGAUGCACACGGGGGAGAAACCAUUUGGCUGCCAGCUGUGCCGGGCCAGUUUCUCUCAAUCCUCCAACCUGAAGAGGCACCAGAGAGUCCACACAGGGGAGAAAUCCUACAGCUGCCCCCAGUGUGAGAAGAAGUUCUCCCGCCAGCACCAGCUGUAGAUGCACCUGAAGGUCCACAUGGGAGAGAGGCCGUUUGCCUGUACGCACUGCGGGAAGAGGUUC